Penicillium odoratum is the source of this 1815-nucleotide messenger RNA. RefSeq lists its product as uncharacterized. NCBI's taxonomy places the organism in Eukaryota, Fungi, Ascomycota, Eurotiomycetes, Eurotiales, Aspergillaceae. Gene Ontology annotation, biological process: basic amino acid transport; transmembrane transport. Gene Ontology annotation, molecular function: basic amino acid transmembrane transporter activity. Bases 1 to 1815 code for a protein of 604 amino acids. Gene Ontology annotation, cellular component: fungal-type vacuole membrane. The record is from RefSeq and is a predicted model, not a curated record. The transcript is spliced from 3 exons.
AUGAUUCUGAUCUAUAAGAAGAUCAAGAAGCGGAAUGAAAGGAAGAAGCUGGAGGCACAACGGGAAUUAGGCCUUGCUCAAACCCCUGCUGUGAAUGAAGUCUCAGUGGUAGCAAUGGAAGCAACCCUCGAAAAACGACAAACCUCACCCGAGGAAAGAGCCGAGAGAAAGAAGAGACGGAUUUACCGCUGGAAAGUUAUUCUCGGUCUUUUCGGUCCAUUCUGUCUUCAGUCACUGGAUACGACUAUCAUUGCCUCUGCUCUGCCAUACAUCGCCGAGGAUUUCGACCAAGUCAGCCAGUUGAAUUGGAUCAUCUCGGCUUUCAACCUGACCUCCGCCGCAUCCCUGUUCUUCUGGGCCCAGCUUGCAGACCUGUUUGGGAGACACAACACACUCCAAGCCGCUAUCUUUAUCAUGAUAAUUGGAUCGGCUAUUUGUACCGGCUCCCCAACCUCGACAUACGGUGUUCUCCUUCUCGGUCGUGCCUUACAGGGUAUCGGUGCCGCCGGCGUGAACAUUUCCGUCCGAACAAUCCUGGCGGAUGGUGUCUCGCUCUCGGAGUUUGCUGUUAACUGGACCAUCUUUGCCCUUGUAGCGGGUAUUGGAUUCAGUAUCGGUCCCGUUAUUGGUGGAUACUUGACCACCGCGUCGUGGAGGUGGUGUUUCGCUAUUAACCUACCUAUCGGCGUGGCGGCUAUGAUCCUGCUUGUUUUCAUUCUUCGCAAAGAUCUUCAGGGUCCACAGCCUCUUCCACAACUCGAAGGUCGGGAUCUCUCUACCGCUCCUCGCCGUUUCAUGGCGCGGAUCAUGACGAUUGAUUGUGGUGGUCAGAUGCUUUUCCUUUGGGGAUUUGGUCUCCUUAUUCUUGCUCUCACAUGGGCUGGUGGUAAUUAUGCUUGGAACUCUGCUGCUGUUCUGGCUCCUAUUAGUAUCGGUGCUGUCUUAUCAAUCGCCUGGGUGGUCUAUGAGCGACUGAUGGUCCCUGGAGCUUUCAUGGCACGUGCUCUACCCCGUCAAAGGGCCAUGAUGCCAUGGGAGCUGAUCUCACAACGUGACAUCGGCUUAUUAUUCCUCAUCAACUUUACGAUGGGAGUGUCCAUGUUCGCUGUAAUGUACUUCAUGGACCUGUACUUUGCCCUUGUGGAAGGAAACAGCGCAAGUAAAGCCGGGACAUCCCUACUAUACUUUUUACCAGGCUUGGGUGCCGGUGCCUACAUGGCCAUGUUCUCAUCCAAUAUCUGGCCCCGUCAAACCCUCCCCGCUCUUAUGCUCGGCAGCAUCGCCUCCGCUGUCGGAAUCACAGUCCUAGCAUGGGCCGUCAAAGCUGCUGAAAAGAACCUCAUCUACGGCAUGAUGGCACUCGUAGGCUUUGGCGUUGGAAGUCGCAUGAAUCCCGCCUCUUUGCACGGUCUGGCUUAUUUCCCAGCUAUGACAGCCCAGAUCUCAUGUUUAGUCUCUUUUGCGCUUCCAUUUGGCGGUCUCGUGGGAUUAACCAUCAUGUCGACGGUUUUCACGAAUAAAAGUGGUACGAACGAGUCUGAUCCUAAGAAAGGUAUUAUGUGGGCGUUUGUUGCCAUGAUGCCGUUUAUGUGGAUUUCUGUCAUCUUGACUACUUUCCUUGGGAAUGUUUGGAUUCAAAAGGAUGGUGGACAUGAGGUUGUGAAUGGGGCUUAUUUGUGGAGCUUUGUUACUCGCAAGAAGCUUUCUAGGGAAAAACGGGAUCGGGUUGAGGAUGUGAGACCUGUGAGUGUCGGUAAUGAUGUGGAGAUGAAUCCCCAUGCUGGUUCGGGUCAGGGGGAUAUUACUCGGGGUUGA